AUGGCAUCUUCAAAUCCAUCAUCGACUCCCACCGACCCCCACAUUCUAGGCAACGCACAUCGCGACAAAGGACUACUAAACGAGGCUGAACAGAUGUACACCCAGGCCUUAGCCGAAAGAGAGGCAAAGCUUGGACCAGAGCACGCCUCGACCAUCGACACCGUCAACAACCUGGGUGUCAUCUACUGCAGGAAGGGCAGACUCGACGAGGCGGAGCAAAUGUAUACCAGGGCUCUGGCCGGAAGAGAGAACGAUCUAGGGUCAGAGCAUACGGCAACUCUCGACACGGUCAAUAACCUUGCGAUUGUCUACUGCUUACAGGGACAGGUAGACAAGUCGGAAAAGAUCUUCCUUCGAGUCCUAUCUGGGCGGGGGAAGCAACUUGGAGAAAAUCAUGCGUCAACCAUCGAUACCCUCAACAAUCUGGGAAACCUAUACAUCGCACAGAAAAAGCUGAACAAGGCGGAAACAAUAUAUCUACAGGUCCUGGCUAGGAAAGAGACGCUGGAAGGGGACGACGACGUCGCAACCCUCAAUACUGCCAACAAUCUUGGAAAUCUGUAUUAUUCCCAAAGAGAAUUCGACAAGGCAAAGCAGAUGUACACGCGAGCGCUAGCGGGUACCGAGAAGGCCUUUGGAAAGGGUCACCCCUUAACCGUGGAAACUCUCAAUAGCCUCGGAAAACUGUAUAAUGCGCGUGGAAAUUUGGGGAUGCCAGAACGAAUGUAUUUGCGGGCGCUGGAUGGUGCUGCGAAGGAUCUGGGUCCGGAUCACCCCUCGACAUCAGAGACGGUCACUAAUCUUGUAGACCUAUAUUGCGCCAAUGGAAGGAUGGACAUGGCCCGACAGUUGCAGGAGAGAUGGCUUCGUAUGUGA
Molecule: messenger RNA, 876 nt
Organism: Penicillium waksmanii
Lineage: Eukaryota; Fungi; Ascomycota; Eurotiomycetes; Eurotiales; Aspergillaceae
Product: nephrocystin-3
Exons: 1
Coding region: 1-876 (291 amino acids)
Molecular function (GO): protein binding
Source: RefSeq, a predicted model, not a curated record